GCGACCAGCCGAGUCUUGGCUUUCCGUUACGCGAAAAUCCUGCGCGAACACGUCACUCGUCAACUUCCCGCAACGGCCCGCUGCCACAAAGCGCAACACCAACAACGCCCCUGCACACCGAAGAAGCAGUCAGGCUAGCGAACUCAACGCGACUCACCGACCAUCCAUCUUUCGCCCCCUCCGCCCGCCGGCUAACGCCAAUUCUACUGAUUCGCCAUCGACUGUGCAGACCGACGUGCACAGCCGACCAUCAUCUCGCCUCGGGGUUCACGCAGGAAACUUUAUGCAAUCAGGGCUGAUCGACACUCCAAACCACGACCAGCACACAGCCAGCGCCCAUCUUUCCCUGCCCACCACCGCUCAACAUGGCUCCGAUCGCUCCCGCUCAGGCUUGCCCGGCGCAAGUUGCUCCCCGCCGUCGCACGCCCGGAGGCCGUCUUCGGGUGCAGCGUCCGUCGGCGACGGCGACGCCGCCCUCAAUGACGGCCUGCUCGACCGAGCCCUUGGCCGGUUGAGUAUUGCCGAGUCGCCCAAGUCCGCUGCAGCCGCCACCCACGUGAUUGUCGCUGGCCAACGCAUUGCCGACUACGAGAAUGCUUUGAUUGCCUCGUUGCCUCGCCGCAGCACCAGCACCCGCCCGACCUUGGGCUUCAAGGUCACCGGCAGCGCGCGGUCUGACGGCGUGCAGCUGACCGACUUCCCAAACGAGAUCCUGACUCAGAUCCUGUCCCACCUCCACCCGGAUUCGCACGCCUCCGUAGCCCUGGUUUCGAAGCGCUUCUACGCGCUCGUCACCACGCCCUACGCAUGGCGCGCCGCUUUCCUGCGAUACUUCGCGGGGCAGGACUCCGUCCCGGGGCAAGCGAAAGCCACCCAGCAGGCGAGAGAGGCCGAGUCCUCCGAUGUCAUCCGGUCCGAGGUCCGCUACUUCACGCGCCUGACCCCCCUCGCCUCGUGGCGGAGCGAGUACUUGCUUCGGACGCGCCUGCUGCGCAGCGUGGCGCGUGGCAAGCCGGGCAGCAUCGGGUCGUCCACCCGAUCCAGCCAGUCCGGGAAGAAGGCUGGCGCGGUCCUGACCUACAACUCGAAGCUUCCGUGGAUGAUUAGCCAUGUCCAUGCUGAUUUCACCGGUGGGAAAAAGGGGCCCAGGGUGAUUCACGGAACCCGCGACCUUGGUGUGGCCACAGUCAGCGACCCUUCCACCGGCAGGAUCGAAAAAUGGGGUCUGGACGACCCCUUCUCGUUCCAGCAGCUCGACGAGGUGUUUCCCAGCCUAGAGUUUUACGGCGCCGGCGACGGCCCGGCAGCUGUGCCCAACGUCAUGGACGUGAGCCAGCCGUUUGGCUUCGUCGCCGGUGAAGGGUUUCCCGGGGGGCGCCUGUACUUCAAGGCGGCCGGGCAGCUGCGCGGCCACUACCUCGGCCAUGACGACAGCGUCCUUGAUUCGACGCCUGAAAUUCCGAAAAUUCCGGGUUCGAUUGAUGCGAUCAGCGCUGUUUGGAUCGCUAAGUCGUCCAACGUGACGUCGACAACGCAAUCCAUGGUUGGCAUCAUGGCUGGGUCCACGCUCGGGGUGGUGACGUCUUAUGCCCUCGGCCGGGACUCCGCCGGUUCGCGUUAUGCGGACGGGGACAUGACCGCUCGCUGGGUCCUCAGUCCUGGCGUCCCCAUCAUCGACAUCAAGGUGGAUGACCAGUACAACCUGCGACGGAAGGCUCUCGGCCGAGUCUGGGCUGUCGCGUUGAAUGCCUUGGGCGAGGUUUACUGCCUGACUGAAGUCCCCAGUCCUCGGGUCCGGAAGGGAAAAGCCGAGGCUAUGGUGAAAGACGCGUGGGAUGCAGGCCGCACCGCAUACUGGGAGCUGAUCGAGCCCACUCGACGGUCCGCAAGACCAGAUGAGUUAGAUAAGAAUGCCGUCGCGGGGACGUAUUCCCCGAGAUCGUCUGCCAACGCAAUGAACCUGAGCAGAGACCAGGUUGCGGCCGAGGCCAGGGAGAUCGAGCAGUUCUUCCGACACACGCCUGCCCACUUCCGAAAGGCCUGCGAGGGCUGGGACAUGCUGCGUAGGCUCGAGGUUGACUUUGCUGCCGGAGGUGAAACCGGAGGCGGGGAAGCAAUCUUUGUGAUCACCUGCGGCAACGAAGAGGGCCAGCAUGCCUCUGUACGGCGAUUCGUCAAGGGCGCCAACCCGACCGUGAAAUCGAGCCCAUCUGGAGCCUUGACCCCGGUUGCGCAGCCCCUGGCCGCUCGCGCUUCGAUUUUUGGAGGAACCGGGCCGCUUGAGGUGUCCCCGUCGACGCUUCAUAUUGGAAGCAACGGAAACGGCGAAUCGCCACGGGCGUCUGGGAUGAGCACCCCACGCCUUGACUCCAUCAUGGAGAAGGACUACGAAGACGAAUGGCGCUGCAGCGAACUUGUGUUCAAGCAUAAUUCCAGCACAGAGAUCACCGCCACCGCAGUGGACAUGUCCAUGUUUGCCGUCAUGGCAGCCUUCGAGGAUCCUCUACUCUCAGGAUCCGAGGCUGGCGGUGCCAGUUCUCCCGCCACCCCGACUUCCAAGCAUGCCACCGGUGAGAUUCCCGGCCGGCGCGCGCGGCUACUCGCCAUUGGAACCAACACAGGCUCCGUCGUCGUGUGGAACAUGCGUGACACAGCCCACCCUGUCGUGCACCCCCUGAGGGUCAUACAGACCGAGUCGCCCGAGAUUACCAGCCUCGCCGUGUCAGCGCUGUACGUCGUUCACGGCGGCAGCGACAGCCUGGUCCAGGCCUGGGACCCCCUCGCGUCGUCCCUCGAGCCGAUCCGCACGCUCAAUGCCAAGUCAUCGGGCCGCAUCCCGCGGCACAUCCUCCAAGCUAACCCGGCGCUGCAGCACGCCAACUACUUCGCCGUGCGCGCCAUCGCCCUCGACCCGGACCCGGCCGUCCUGCGCGGCGUCCUCGCCUACGGCACCUUCGUCCGCUUCUGGUCCUACAGCUCGGCCGACCAACCGCCCGGCCGCAAACGACGUCUCCGCCACUCGGACAUCCACGGCCGCCUCGCCAGCCGCCGCCACAACGGCGCCGUGUCGAGCUACAUCGCCGCCGAGGAGGCCGAGCUGCUCCUCGAGGAGGAGCACCGCGCCCGCGAGCUCGACCGCCUCCGCAGGCGCUUCGGCGUCGAUGUCGGCGCCGGCGGUGUCGCCGGCCUGACCGAGGACGAGGCGCUGCAGUACGCGCAGAUGAUCUCGCAGGAAACCUUCCUGCUCGAGGAGCAGCGCCGGCUGAGCGCGGGCGAUACCACCGCCUCGUCUGAGGAGGGGGCGACCACCACGACCGAGACGGCCAGCUCGGCGACGGGGAACACGGUCACGCCAGAGCCGAGCCUGGCGGGCAACAGCACUUACGUCAUUGCGGGUGGGCCCAGCCGGGGCGGGUUGGCGGUGCUUGGGGAAGAUGAGGUGCCUCGAGUGGAUGGUGGUGAUAAUGAAUUCGAGGCGCAGCUCCAGCGCGCCAUUCGGCUGUCGCUGCUGGAGUCCGAUGGCAGUAACGGGCAGCCGCCGCCGUCCGGCGUCGGUGGCGGAAGUACGGGGACUGCUAGCUCGUGCGAGUACGAGUACGAGUUCCAGACGAAGCCGACGAAGGGCAGGCGCAAGGGCAAGGGGAAGAAGGGGCUGGCCGCGUCGGCGUCGGCGUCGCCCGGCGGUUCUGGUUCCUCGGGCUCGGCUCUGCCGGGCGCGGCUGGCCAUGGAGCUGCUGAUGUUGCGGGCGGUGAGGUCGGCGUGGAUGCCGAGGACGAUUUGGCGCUUGCGCUGAGAUUGAGUCUGGAGGAAGAGGAGGCGCGGUUGAGGAGGGUGAGGGAGCGGGAGGCGGCGGCGGGCGCGGACGCGGACGCGGAUGAGUACCCGCCUUUGGAGGGCAACGGGAAGGGGAAGGGGAGGCUGGUUUGAGACGAGCGAGCGAGCGUGCCGAUGAGUGGUUGGUUGGUGGCUGGAGAUUGAAGUUGCUGUCGUGUAAUGGGUGCCUGCUGGUGUGCUUUCUUUCUUGAUGCCCUG
Molecule: messenger RNA, 4033 nt
Organism: Thermothielavioides terrestris NRRL 8126
Lineage: Eukaryota; Fungi; Ascomycota; Sordariomycetes; Sordariales; Chaetomiaceae
Exons: 2
Coding region: 284-3928 (1214 amino acids)
Biological process (GO): proteasome-mediated ubiquitin-dependent protein catabolic process
Cellular component (GO): cytosol; proteasome regulatory particle, base subcomplex; nucleus
Molecular function (GO): polyubiquitin modification-dependent protein binding
Source: RefSeq, a predicted model, not a curated record